Molecule: messenger RNA, 3291 nt
Organism: Galleria mellonella (greater wax moth)
Lineage: Eukaryota; Metazoa; Arthropoda; Insecta; Lepidoptera; Pyralidae
Product: alkylglycerol monooxygenase-like
Exons: 10
Coding region: 278-1648 (456 amino acids)
Biological process (GO): lipid biosynthetic process
Cellular component (GO): endoplasmic reticulum
Molecular function (GO): oxidoreductase activity; iron ion binding
Source: RefSeq, a predicted model, not a curated record
UCAGUCCAACCGUCGGUAUUCUAUGUCUCGCGCGAGUGCACGCCGAUCGUCUGCAUUCACGAUCGAUCCGACUCGAUUCUAUCGAUCACGAUCAUCGAUCUAUCGUAAUUUUAAUUUGACUUUAUUGCUACAGCGUUUGAACUGUUAAUAUUUAAAUCUUUACUGAAAUGUGUAUUUUGUUGUUGUGAGAGUUUAUUGUUAUAAUGUGUAAGCUUUUUAUUGUGUGAACAGUUCAGUUUUUUUUUUAUUUAAAGUUGUCAUUGGGUAAAACGGAAAAAUGGCGGUGGAUUUCUCAUACGCCAAUUCGACAGUGGACAGCGGGUUCAGGGAUGCCCUGAGUGAACAUCUGAAGGCGGUCGGGAGGAUAUUCUAUUUACAUUCACCACAGGAGACCAUGUACGAGAGGAAGGAAGAUGUACCCAACUUCUUUAGACAAUCGUGGCCAUAUUUUCUCAUCUUUAUGAUUUUAGAACAUAUAGUACUAAGGUUAGAAGGAAAAAAAGGUAUACGACUUAAUGAUGGAAUCACUAGUAUAUCCCAUGGAAUAUUUCAAGAAUGUGGCAGAUUAAUAUGGCGUGGCGCGGAAUCCUAUCUGUAUACCUGGAUAUACGCUAACUUCAGACUAGUUGAUCUGCCUUGGGACCAUACAGUCACGUGGUACGUGGCUGCAUUAGGAGUGGACUUUUGCUACUACUGGAUGCACAGGGCAUGUCAUGAAGUCCACAUAUUAUGGGCACAGCAUCAAGUUCAUCAUACUUCGGAGGAUUUUAACAUGGGAAUCGGCAUCAGGCAGUCCGUUCUGCAAGGAUGGUGCGGUUUUAUAUUCUACCUGCCCCUGGCGCUGGCGAUCCCACCAGCGCAAUUCGUGAUGCAUCACCAAUUCAGCUACCUGUACAUGUUCUGGAUACAUACAGAAGCGAUCAAGAGCCUGGGUCCUCUGGAAUAUGUACUAAAUACUCCCAGUCAUCAUAGAGUGCAUCAUGGAAGCAACAAAUACUGCCUUGACGUGAACUACGGCGGCGUGCUUAUCAUUUGGGAUCGCCUCUUCGGUACCUUCCGACCGGAGACUGAUAAGAUCGAAAUUGUCUAUGGUCUUAUAUAUAACCAGCCGUCGUUCAACCCUCUUCAUUUGCAGUCUUUCUACACUGCGUACGUGAUCGAACGAUUCCGGAGCUUGAAGACGGCCGGGGACAAAUUCAGGGCGAUAUUCUGGGGCCCGAGCUGGCAACCAGGGUCACCGAGGCUUGGACGGGACGAGGACAAAAUAGACGUCCAAACACGUGAGAAGUACGACGUACAUUUGCCAGCCUGGUGUAAUAUUUAUUUAGUGUUACACUACGCUGUUGUGCUGUAUGGUUUUUUCGAGCUGUCUUCAAAAUAUAUGGGCAUGACGCCGAUAUCAGUGUUGAUCUUCGUUUUCUACAUCAUCGCGUCUUUAACCAUCAUCGGCAUGCUUUUCGACAACUCGAAGAAUGCCUCUCUUCUGGAAGUACUUCGGUGUUCAGCUUUUGCAUUCCUCGCUAGGAGUGUAGCUGCUACUAACCCUGGUCUCGGCACCGCGUUACAAAUUUUUUACGUAGUGUCGGCCAUGUUCUGGUGUCUGAACAUUUUGAAGUUAUUAGAAAUCAAAAAGACCAAAGUAGAAUGAAUAAUCCAAAAUAUUGGAUAUAUUGAAUAAUAUUAAAAAUUUUAAACGUUUUCAAAAUAUUAAACAUUGCCGAAAUUAUAAAUAUUAUACAAUAACACCUGAGUCCUCAAGAAUAGUAACGCAUGGGGAAUAUCAUAGACGAAACAGUAUACUCUAUUAUUACCAGAGGGAGACUUUGUACAAAAGUCGAUUGCUUGGGUACCUCUGUCUCAUUCGUGUUUCAACCGUGAAGCAGUUGUGUUUGCAUGGCUGUGUUUCGGUUUGAAGGGUGGGAUAUGGCGUGAAUUUACUGGGUACAAAGGAAUAACACCUGAGUCCUCAGGAAUGGCAACGCAUGGGGGGUAUCAUGGGCGAAACAGUAUACUCUGUUAUGUCCAUGGUACUGCUCAUGUCUAUAGGCGACGGUUACCACUUUCCAUCAGGUGGGCCGUCAACUUGUUUGCCAUUCUAAGUUCUAUAAAAAAAAAAUGUCCAUAAUACUGCUCAUGCCUAUAGGUGACGGUUACCAUUUUCCAUCAGGUCAACUUGUUUGCCAUUCUAAGUAGCGUUAAAAAAAAAAAACAAAUUUAUUAAAGAUCUUACAACUGGUGAUAAUUGAUUGAAUUGAACUGAAUUUAUAGACAGUUCACGACUGAAUUAGCCAUUUAUCAAAUAAUUGAAUUUUUAAUUUGGUAGUAAAUUAUUCGUAUUAUUAAUUUGUAUUAAUGUUUUUUUUUUUUUAAUUUAUAGGUAGAAAAUAAAUUUUAUUAAUUACUGCCAAAUUGAAAUUUAAUAGGAUUUUUUUAUUGCAUGAAAUUAGAAUUAGGAAUUUAGUACUUAAUAUUAAAUGCCUGUAGAAUAUACUUAAUUUAUAAUAAUUAUUUAACAUUUUUUUUUCUUGAAAAGUAGUAUUUUUGCUACCUAAAUGUUACAGUGAUAAGAUGAAGGAAUAGAACACUAUUGUGCCUUAAUGUUAAUAGUUAUAUGAAAAUUUGUCUUAAUUAAACAUAAAUUUUGUUUGUUUGUUUAUAUAAUAAAAAUACAUAAUAUCGAAAUUUUUAAAACCAGUAAACAAUAUUUUAACAAGUACAUUUUAUUAAUGAUGGGUGAACUAUGACAAGACUCAGUGAUACUCGUAGUAUUCAUAAAAUGAAAUAUCUUCCUCAAGGAGCAUAGUUGAAAUCUGAAAAUUAUUUUUGAACGUAUGUACAAAUUGUGCUGAAAAAUGAAUGAUGAAUUUAAUGCAAAUGGUUACAAAAUUGUUAUCCAAGUUCGAUUGUGCUUUUUAAGGUAAGGUUUUUAUUUUCAAAAAUACUACUAACAUUCUUUAAAGAAGUCAAAAGUUAAAAUACUGAUAUUUACUGACUUCAAUAAAAAAAAAUUUGUAAUCCCACUGAUUUUUAAAAUUGUAUGAUUAUUUAAAUACUCAAUUGUUCCAAUUUUAUCAAGAUUAAAGUCAAUUCUUUUAAUCUUAAGUUACUUAAUUUUAUUUUAAAAUUGUUUUAUUUAUUUGAAACAUACAUAAUUGUAAUUUGUUUUUGAAUUAUCCCUUUAUGCAGUGUAAAUGAAGAUAUGAAUGAAAUAUUUAUUUAUUAUUAUUACUUUUUUUGUUAAUUAAGUUUGAUAUACUUUUCAUGAAUAGCUUCUAUUAAUAAUUUAUUACG